Haliotis rubra (blacklip abalone) is the source of this 1448-nucleotide messenger RNA. Its product is annotated as 26S proteasome regulatory subunit 4. Gene Ontology annotation, cellular component: proteasome regulatory particle, base subcomplex. Bases 44 to 1369 code for a protein of 441 amino acids. Gene Ontology annotation, molecular function: ATP binding; proteasome-activating activity; ATP hydrolysis activity. The record is from RefSeq and is a predicted model, not a curated record. The transcript has 12 exons. Lineage: Eukaryota; Metazoa; Mollusca; Gastropoda; Lepetellida; Haliotidae. Gene Ontology annotation, biological process: proteasome-mediated ubiquitin-dependent protein catabolic process.
UGGCGUAUGCUUGCGUCUGCGCAGUGAUCCGUAUCCUGUGAAAAUGGGUCAGAAGCAAUCUGGUGGAAGUGGUGGACAAGGUGGUGAUAAGUCUGACGAUAAGGAUAAGAAAAGGAAGUAUGAACCUCCUGUCCCAACUCGUGUAGGUAAGAAGAAGAGGAAAGCAAAGGGACCUGAUGCCGCAACCAAACUUCCACAAGUAACCCCACACACAAGAUGUCGACUAAAGUUACUAAAACUAGAACGAAUCAAAGACUACUUACUGAUGGAAGAAGAAUUCAUCAAGAACCAGGAGAGACUGAAGCCACAAGAGGAGAAACAUGAGGAGGAGAGAACUAAGGUAGAUGAGUUGCGUGGUUCUCCUAUGUCAGUGGGCAACCUGGAGGAGAUCAUUGAUGACAACCAUGCCAUUGUAUCCACAUCAGUUGGCAGUGAGCACUACGUCAGCAUCCUCUCCUUUGUUGAUAAAGAUCAGCUGGAACCAGGGUGUUCAGUCUUACUCAAUCAUAAGGUGCAUGCUGUGGUCGGUGUGUUGUCAGACGACACUGACCCAAUGGUGACAGUCAUGAAGCUGGAGAAGGCUCCUCAAGAAACAUAUGCCGACAUUGGUGGGCUUGAUAACCAGAUACAGGAAAUCAAGGAGUCAGUUGAACUGCCCUUAACCCACCCUGAAUAUUAUGAAGAGAUGGGAAUCAAACCUCCAAAAGGGGUCAUUUUGUAUGGCCCACCUGGGACAGGUAAAACUUUGCUAGCCAAAGCUGUAGCCAAUCAGACGUCUGCUACUUUCCUGCGAGUUGUUGGAUCUGAACUCAUACAAAAAUACUUGGGAGAUGGACCAAAGCUUGUUCGAGAACUCUUUAGGGUUGCAGAAGAACAUGCCCCAUCUAUAGUAUUUAUUGAUGAGAUUGAUGCAAUUGGAACGAAAAGGUACGACUCCAACUCUGGUGGCGAGAGAGAAAUCCAGAGAACAAUGUUGGAGCUGCUAAAUCAACUUGAUGGUUUUGACUCAAGGGGAGAUGUCAAGGUGGUCAUGGCUACAAAUCGUAUUGAGACUCUGGAUCCAGCUCUGAUUCGUCCUGGUCGUAUUGAUCGUAAGAUUGAGUUCCCACUCCCCGAUGAGAAGACAAAGAGGAGGAUUUUCACCAUCCACACUAGCCGCAUGACCCUGGCUGGUGAUGUCAACAUAGAUGACUAUGUCAUGGCUAAAGAUGACCUGUCUGGGGCUGAUAUCAAGGCUAUCUGCACUGAGGGUGGCCUGCUGGCUCUGAGAGAGAGGAGAAUGAAGGUGACUGCAGAAGACUUUAAGAAAGCCAAGGAGAAUGUUUUAUACAGGAAGAAUGAGGGGACCCCUGAGGGCCUUUACCUGUGAUAUGUCAGUGUAUUCAUGUGUAUGUCAGUGUAUUGUAAUGGGGGGAUGCCACUCGCCAUAAACAUCAUCUUUAAACAUA